This is a messenger RNA of Sphaeramia orbicularis (orbiculate cardinalfish), 1489 nucleotides long. It is a transcript of the gene chia.1, whose product is annotated as chitinase, acidic.1. The transcript has 11 exons. Gene Ontology annotation, cellular component: extracellular region. The record is from RefSeq and is a predicted model, not a curated record. Gene Ontology annotation, biological process: carbohydrate metabolic process. Gene Ontology annotation, molecular function: chitin binding. NCBI's taxonomy places the organism in Eukaryota, Metazoa, Chordata, Actinopteri, Kurtiformes, Apogonidae. Bases 1 to 1359 code for a protein of 452 amino acids.
AUGAAACUCUUCACAGUUGUGGGCGUCCUGCUCACUUUACACAUCGUGUCCUCCAGUAAACUGGUGUGUCACAUGACCAACUGGGCCCAGUACCGUCCGGGUGGGGGCAGGUUCACCCCGGGUAACAUCGACCCCUUCCUGUGCACCCACGUGAUCUACGCCCUCGCCACCAUCAACAGCUUCAACCAGAUCACAACCAUCGAGUGGAACGACGAGCAGCAGUUCGCCCAGCUCAACGCACUCAAACGCAUAAACCCAGACCUGAAGACCCUACUGGCGGUGGGAGGAAAUGUCAAUGGAAUGAGUCCAUUCAUCGGCGUCGUGUCCACACCACAGAAUCGAGCAGCCUUCAUCAGGUCGACCAUCAGCUACCUGCGAACUCACAACUUUGACGGGAUCAAUUUGGCCUGGGAGUACCCCGCCCACAACGGCAGCCCAUUGGACGACAAGAGGAGGUUCACAAUGCUGGUGCAGGAAAUGGACAAAGCAUUCGUGGAUGAUGCCAAAGACACCAGGAAGACUCAGCUGCUGCUCGCCGCCAAUGUGGCCUCUUCACGUCCAGUCAUCGAGAGGGCCUACGAGGUCAACCAGAUCGCAUCACACUUGGACUUCAUCAACGUCAUGACGUACGAUUACCACGGACACUGGGACGCCGUGACGUCGCACAACAGCCCCCUGUACCGGAGCUCCAUGGACGCCGGGUCCCAGUACCACCUCAACAUCAAUGCGACCAUUUCCCUCUGGUUGGCUCUGGGCGCUCCAGCCAAUAAACUGCUGUUGGGUUUACCCUCAUACGGACGUACGUUCCGCCUCAGCACCGGGAACUCAGGCCUCGGGGCCCCCGCCAACGGCCCCGCCGACGCCGGCCCCUACACUCGCACCCCUGGGUUCUGGUCCUACUACGAGAUCUGUAGUUUCCUGCCUGGUGCGAUUUCUGCGUGGAUCCCAGACCAGGAGGUUCCGUACGCCACCUACGGCAGCGCCUGGGUGGGAUACGACGACCCACUCAGCUUCUCCACCAAGGUCCAGUACCUGACAGCCCUGGGUUUGGGCGGCGCUCACGUGUGGACGCUGGACAUGGACGACUUCAGCGGUUCGUUCUGCUCAGCGGGGGCGUAUCCUCUGAUCAACACAGCCCGCCUAGCCAUGGGUUUCCCCCCUAAACCCACCACCACCCCGGCCCCCACCACCACCCGGGACCCCGUGACCGGCUUCUGCCACGGCCGACCCGACGGGCUGUACGCCAACGAGGCCGACAGAACCACCUUCUUCCAGUGUUUCCAGGGGAACACGGUGCUGCACCGAUGCCAGCCCGGACUGGUCUUCUGGGACUCCUGCAAGUGCUGCAACUGGCCCUGAACCGGACCCAGAACCAGAACCAGAACCAUGUCCAGUCUAUCAAUGCACAGGGUUCCAGUAAAACCACUCUGAUCUGAUGCUACAACAGGAAACAAACCGAUGACAAACUAAAAUAAACCAAACAUCAUCA